ACUGCUACUUCCUGACCGCGGUGUCAUAUGACUCCGUCUCUUCAUCCGCUCCAGCGCACAUCUGUUUACACACAGACGCUUUAAUUAGUUACGAGCAAAAAUAAUAACAAUGUCUACAUUAGUAGCGAAUCGGCCCGUUGACCUGAACGGCCCUGAAGCAGCGGCACGGCAACACGCGCAAGCAGUGGUCAGAAACUACAUUUCCCAGCCCAGACUGACCUACUCCACUGUGUCAGGUGUAAAUGGACCGCUGGUCAUCCUGGACCAUGUCAAAUUUCCACGUUAUGCAGAGAUUGUGCACCUAACUUUACCUGAUGGGACCAAGAGGAGCGGUCAGGUGCUGGAAGUGAUUGGCACCAAGGCUGUCGUUCAGGUAUUUGAAGGAACUUCAGGUAUCGAUGCAAAGAAGACAGCAUGUGAGUUUACUGGCGACAUCUUGCGCACACCCGUGUCUGAAGACAUGCUUGGACGUGUCUUCAACGGAUCAGGUAAACCAAUUGACCGGGGUCCUACUGUUAUGGCUGAGGACUACUUGGACAUCAUGGGUCAGCCCAUCAACCCUCAGUGUCGUAUCUACCCAGAGGAGAUGAUCCAGACUGGCAUCUCUGCUAUUGACGGCAUGAACAGCAUUGCUCGUGGACAGAAGAUCCCCAUCUUUAGUGCUGCUGGACUGCCGCAUAACGAGAUUGCUGCUCAGAUCUGUCGUCAGGCUGGUUUGGUGCAGAAAUCAAAAGACGUGAUGGACUACAGUGCAGAGAACUUUGCCAUCGUCUUUGCUGCUAUGGGGGUCAACAUGGAGACUGCCCGUUUCUUUAAGUCGGACUUUGAGGAAAAUGGAUCUAUGGACAAUGUGUGCUUAUUCUUGAACCUGGCCAACGAUCCUACCAUUGAACGCAUCAUCACCCCACGUUUGGCAUUGACCACGGCGGAGUAUCUGGCCUAUCAGUGUGAGAAACAUGUGCUGGUCAUCCUCACGGACAUGAGCUCUUAUGCAGAAGCUCUGAGAGAGGUGUCUGCUGCCCGUGAAGAGGUGCCAGGUCGUCGUGGUUUCCCAGGUUACAUGUACACUGAUCUUGCUACAAUCUACGAGCGUGCUGGUAGAGUGGAAGGCAGAAAUGGAUCAAUCACUCAGAUCCCCAUUUUGACCAUGCCUAAUGAUGAUAUCACCCACCCAAUUCCUGAUCUGACAGGGUACAUCACAGAGGGACAGGUUUAUGUAGACAGGCAACUACAUAACCGACAGAUUUAUCCUCCCAUCAAUGUACUGCCAUCUCUCUCUCGUUUGAUGAAAUCUGCUAUUGGAGAGGGAAUGACUCGCAAGGAUCAUGCUGAUGUCUCUAACCAACUGUAUGCAUGUUAUGCCAUUGGUAAAGAUGUUCAGGCCAUGAAAGCUGUGGUGGGUGAGGAAGCUUUGACCCCUGAUGAUCUGUUGUACCUGGAGUUCCUACAAAAGUUUGAGAAGAACUUCAUUGCUCAAGGUCCCUAUGACAACAGAACUGUGUUCGAGACACUAGACAUUGGUUGGCAGCUGCUCCGUAUCUUCCCCAAAGAAAUGCUGAAGAGAAUUCCUCAGAGCACGCUGUCCGAGUUCUACCCGAGAGAGUCCGCUGCCCGCCACGGCACCUCUUAAGACCUAAACACCUUCAGGAGGCUUAGGCCAAAGGUCACAUGACCUGUGCGCCCCCAAAAUCUCAUCUCAGACCCCUGUGUCCACCUUUACUAUGAUACCGAAUACAAUGAUGUUAAGAUUAUUGGGGGUUAACUCUGGGUUAUGACAUAAAUCAUACAUGCAUAUAAUGGUUCUGUAAACAUAUAAUGUUGUUAAACCAAUAUGUUUUGACCCCCAUUGUUGUGUUUUACAUGUUUGUGUGUAUUGCAGUGUGUGGAUAAGAUGUGUAAUUGUGAUUGCUGUACUCUAUGUUUGCUUUUGUUUUGGUUUACUGUUUUGUUUCCAGAGAUAAAAACUGUUCUGUAGUACUUUUCUUUUUUGUUUCACUGUCCCCAAACUAAAGAGAGUGUGUAAAACAUUUGAGCUCAAAAGGAAAAUUCAGGGCUGACUUGCACACAUUUGUUCUCUCACUUCAACUAUCACUGGAGCAUCAUACACACACCAUAAACACACGUCAUACCAGAUUUCCAAACAUUCCAAUAUAAUUCCAAUGUAAUAAUUAAGGCUAUUUGGUUUACUUUCUAACUAGUUAAUAAUGGCCAAUGGUUGAAGAUAUUUGUUUUUAUUUAUUUUUAAUGUUAAAAAAAAAACUAAUGAAAGCCUGAACAAGAACUUAGUUUCCAGUAAGAUGACAGCCAUGUAAUUAUAGGUGUUGAUUGAUCAUAUAGUGUGUGACUGUCACUGACAGUGUUAUUUCCCUUUAGAGUAGGAUGGAGGAUGUUUACAGCAGCUGUGCUUUCAAAUAUACAAGUAUGUGCUGAUACAAGAAUGAUUAAACAUCCUCUUUUCUGUGCAUAAACGUGUUUUACCUGUGUUGAUUGCGGUCCUGUCAAACCUCUCAGAUGAAUUAAAUUAUAUUAUUAUCAUGACUGACA
This is a messenger RNA of Myxocyprinus asiaticus (Chinese sucker), 2544 nucleotides long. RefSeq names its product V-type proton ATPase subunit B, brain isoform-like. Gene Ontology annotation, biological process: ATP metabolic process; proton transmembrane transport. Gene Ontology annotation, cellular component: proton-transporting V-type ATPase, V1 domain. Bases 110 to 1630 code for a protein of 506 amino acids. Gene Ontology annotation, molecular function: ATP binding; proton-transporting ATPase activity, rotational mechanism. The transcript is spliced from 14 exons. Lineage: Eukaryota; Metazoa; Chordata; Actinopteri; Cypriniformes; Catostomidae. The record is from RefSeq and is a predicted model, not a curated record.